Neurospora hispaniola is the source of this 1791-nucleotide messenger RNA. Its product is annotated as asparagine synthase-domain-containing protein. Lineage: Eukaryota; Fungi; Ascomycota; Sordariomycetes; Sordariales; Sordariaceae. Gene Ontology annotation, molecular function: asparagine synthase (glutamine-hydrolyzing) activity. The transcript is spliced from 4 exons. Bases 1 to 1791 code for a protein of 596 amino acids. The record is from RefSeq and is a predicted model, not a curated record.
AUGUGCGGCAUCCACGCCGUCUUCACCCCCCCGGGCGUCACCCACAUCGUCUCUUCAGACUUGACUCGGUGUCUUUGCAACCGCGGUCCAGAUUACCUCGGCCAGAUUGAAAGGCGCGUCACCUCUUCAACCAACAACGACUCAUCGGAGUGCUGGACGUUAAAGCUCACAUCCACCGUCCUCGCCCUCCGCGGCGAUCACAUUGCCAAGCAGCCGCUCUCCGACCCAGACGCGGACAAAGGCUCCGUGCUCUGCUGGAACGGCGAGGCUUGGCGCAUCAAUGGUGAACCCGUCAGUGGCAACGAUGGAGAGGAGAUUUGGCGGAUGCUGAGAGGGGUGGAAGCUAGUGCUUCUGUGACUACUACUCCUAUUUCGAUGGAAGAGGAGAAGGAAAAGCAUAUCCUGGAUGUCUUCCGAGCCAUUGAAGGUCCGUUUGCCUUUGUUUACUGGCAUGAGGCGGGCCGGAGAGUCUUCUUUGGUAGGGACCGGCUGGGAAGGAGGUCGCUUAUGAUGAAGAGGGAUGAGCGGACUGGAGAGGUGGUGUUGUCAAGUGUUGCGGAGGGGUUGAGUGGUGGUGAUACUAACGCCAACGGGUGGAAGGAAGUGGAGGCUGAUGGGAUUUAUGUGCUUGAUUUGGGCAUGUUGCCUUUGUCAGGCGAGGGUGUAACAUCCGCGGUGUUGCAGCCGAUGCGAAGGGAUUGGAUCAAGGGUGUUGACCCCGCCGAGUUUGUUUCCAGCAUCGGCAGAUUUAACAAGUCUCUCCCACCCGCCUCGGGCUACGCGCCACUGUCAGCAACUUCCCCCUCGGUAGCUGCGCUGAAGCAACAACUUAUCGACUCCCUGUCUCUGCGCGUUCUCAACAUUCCGCAGCCUCCGAAUGCAGACAGAGUAGCACACGACACUCGCGUCGCGGUUCUCUUCUCCGGAGGUUUGGAUUGCACUGUUCUUGCGAGACUAGCACACGAGGUUAUGGACCCGGAGCAAGGGGUCGAUCUCCUGAACGUGGCGUUCGAAAACCCGCGCGUUGUGGCCCAGCUUCGCAAGGAUCAUGCCAAGAACAACGGCGGCAAUGGUGAGGUCGAUGUCGACAGCAUCGACUUCUACGAGGCCUGUCCCGACAGAAUCACUGGCAGAAAGUCGUUCGCCGAGCUGCAGAGAGUCUGUCCUGGACGGGCCUUCCGGUUUGUAGCUGUAAACGUCCCCUAUACCGAAACCCUUUCCCACCGCCAACAGGUGAUCUCCCUCAUCUAUCCGCACAACACCGAAAUGGAUCUCUCCAUCGGCUACGCCCUCUACUUCGCCGCGCGCGGCCAAGGCGCGUGCACCCACCUAGACGGCUGGGUGGAAGAGGAGUACACCUCCCCGGCCCGCGUCCUUCUGUCCGGCUUGGGAGCCGACGAACUCUUCGGUGGUUAUUCCCGCCACCCGUCCGCCUAUGAGAGGGCCGGAUAUGCCGGUCUUGUUGAUGAACUCUUGCUAGACGUGGGUCGUCUGGGCAAGCGGAACCUUGGUCGCGAUGAUCGGGCCAUGUCUCACUGGAGUAAGGAGGUGAGGUUUCCUUAUCUGGACGAGAGACUGGUGAAGUGGGCCAUGGACACUCCGGCGUGGGAGAAGUGUGACUUUGAGAACGAGGGAGGGGAAGUCGAACCUGGCAAGCGAGUUUUGAGGCUGCUUGCUCUAGAGUUGGGUAUGGAAGGCGUGGCGAAGGAGAAGAAAAGGGCCAUUCAAUUCGGCGCAAGAACCGCCAAGAUGGAAAGCGGAAGGGUGAAAGGAACCACCCUGAUCUCUUAA